Molecule: messenger RNA, 2043 nt
Organism: Lolium rigidum
Lineage: Eukaryota; Viridiplantae; Streptophyta; Magnoliopsida; Poales; Poaceae
Product: probable protein phosphatase 2C 64
Exons: 5
Coding region: 215-1507 (430 amino acids)
Biological process (GO): protein dephosphorylation
Molecular function (GO): protein serine/threonine phosphatase activity
Source: RefSeq, a predicted model, not a curated record
UCCGCUCCGUCCCGACCUUCUCUCCUCUCGCCUAGCUCAGCUCGUCCAUGGGAUUAGGACCGCCUUGACUUUUCGCGUCCAUCUCCAUGUUGAGUGCCGCAUCUGCAACCCCCUGAGUCCUGAGCGAGGAGAAUCCUCUUGUACCCGGCGCCCGCAAUCUUUCGUCCUUGCUUGCCGUCUCUUCUUGCAUCUUGCUGGCUGGCAUUGGUGGGCGAUGGGGAACUGCGCGGCCAGCGGGGAGACCACGGUGACGGCGGCCGGCGGGGACGAGGACGGCAGGAAACGGAGGAGGAGGUGGAAGGCGCCGCGGGAGGACCAGCUGGGCAUGGUCCCCGGCCGGAUCUUCUCCAACGACGGCCGCAGCCGCACCGCCUCCGUCUUCACGCAGCAGGGCCGCAAGGGGAUCAACCAGGACGCCAUGCUCAUCUGGGAUGGGUUCGGCGGGGAGGACGACGGCGUGCUGUGCGGGGUGUUCGACGGGCACGGGCCGCACGGCCACCUGGUGGCGCGCAGGGCAAGGGACUCGCUGCCGCUCAGGCUCAUGUCCGCCGCGCGAGCCUCGUCCAAGAACGGGCUCGACUUGCCGGCCGCAGCCUGGAGGAAGGCCUUCGUGCGCGCCUACAAGGCCAUGGACAAGGACCUCCGCUCCCACCCCUCCCUCGACAGCUUCUGCAGCGGCAGCACCGCCGUCACCGUCCUCAAGCUCGGCUCGGAUCUUUACAUGGCCAACAUUGGGGACUCUCGCGCCGUCCUCGGCUCCAGAGACGCCGCUGCCGGCGGCAUGGUGGCCGUGCAGCUCACCGUUGACCUCAAGCCCGAUGUCCCCAGCGAGGCGGAGCGGAUCAAGAAGUGCAGGGGCAGAGUGUUCGCGCUGCAGGACGAGCCGGAGGUGCCGAGGGUCUGGCUGCCGUUCGACGACGCGCCGGGCCUAGCCAUGGCGCGGGCCUUCGGGGACUUCUGCCUCAAGGAUUACGGCGUCAUCUCGGUGCCGGACUUCUUCCACUGGUCUCUCACGGACAAGGACCAGUUCGUCAUCCUUGCGUCCGACGGGGUCUGGGAUGUCCUGAGCAACCAAGAGGCUGUUGACAUAGUGUCCUCCUCCCCGAGCCGUUCAAAGGCGGCAAGGGCUCUUGUCGAGGCAGCUAAUCGUGAAUGGAAAACAAAGUAUCCAACAUCCAGGACUGAUGACUGUGCAGUCGUUUGCUUAUAUUUGGAUGGCAAGAUGGACCAUGAACGUGAUUCAACCGCCUCUAUGGAUAACAUCAGCAUUGAGGAUGGCUCAGUUGCAGAUCCCAACGAAGCGCAGGAGCAACAGGAGCCCACCUUAACUCGUAAUUUCACAGUAAGGACUGUUCCGGGUAGUGCUCAAGAGAAAGCUUUGUCCGGUGUAGACGCUAAGAUUUCUGGUGCAGCUGACGAUCAUAAUUGGUCAGGCCUCGACGGAGUUACACGGGUGAACUCGCUCGUCCAGCUUCCCAGGUUCUCCGAGGAGAAGGCAAUCGGCUGACGAGCUGCCAGCACAAUUCUAGCACUCUUACCCCCCUUAUUUUCCUGGUUGUUUGUUGUUCUGGGUUUAGCUUAGUAGUCAGUUGUUUCAGAGAAAAUUGUAGAAAUGAAACAAGCUUCUGAUUUGAUGUGGCGCUGUACUUCUUAGCAAGCCUCCCGGAGCUGCGCUUAGAAUUUGGGUUGCGCCUUUGAGCCCAGCAAAAACUGUACAUCUUGAGUGAGAAAAGUCCACAUCUUCAGGUGUUGCUCAAUCAUUUAUGAAGAUUGGUGGCGCUCCUGGAAGAUUAAAUCAAAGCAACGCAUUUGUCUGAACACUUUUGUGCAGUUUUGCUGGGUUCAAACGAGCAACCGAUGAUCCUAAGCACAGUGGCCGCGAGGCACGCCAGGCCCCAGGGAUCUGGGAUGAUACUAUUGUCGGAUGAUCUGGAAAUUUCCCACUGGCAUUUGCUUUCUAGAGGGGUGUGAUGUUUAGACUUUUUCCCGGUGUAGCUUUUGUUGACAGCAGGCAAUGCGCUGUGUCGGGUUGCCGAUUUGCUA